Messenger RNA from Folsomia candida, 1580 nucleotides. RefSeq lists its product as uncharacterized. Bases 38 to 988 code for a protein of 316 amino acids. NCBI's taxonomy places the organism in Eukaryota, Metazoa, Arthropoda, Collembola, Entomobryomorpha, Isotomidae. The transcript is spliced from 2 exons. The record is from RefSeq and is a predicted model, not a curated record.
UAGAGAUCGCCCUCAUAACCAGAUUAGUCACCAAAUCAUGUCUGUGCCAGAAAGUGUUUUAGUGAUAACCCGCAUAUUAUUCUUCUUUACCAUGGAUCCCGAGGAAAGUGAAAUCGCCAACAAAAUAUUUCUAAACCCCUACCUGGUUUGCAAAAUUCUACAAAACGUUGACAGUUUGCCAGAAUUAAAAAACGCCAGGCUAGUAAAUUCUACAUGGAAGGAUGCCCUGCAAUCUGUCUUUCUUCAGAAAACAAUUGUGAACUUGAACCUCCCCCAGCUCUCUCAUGCACAACUACUCCAAUACAUUUACAACUGUGGGCAUUACCACCAUCAUGAUUUCAAAUUGCAAAUUUCCUACACGGAAAACAGUAUCAAGACUUUGAUUCUAGAACUUUUUAGAAUUCAUAAAGUGAAAACCAUCAAAAUUUCGUGGAUCCUGUUAAGCGAUGGUAUAAACGAGAUGGAAUUCGUCGGUGACAUUCUUCAUCUACUGCCUUCUCUUGGUAGGCUUAACAUUGCCCUGGAAUGCGGAGCGGGUCACCCUGUCAGGAAUAGCUUCCCAUUUGCAGAAGAUAGAAUUUGUCUUCAUCAACUUGAAUGGUUGACCCUUGACCUGAACGGGAUGGAAGGGAUGUCAGACGCCUCCUUUGAUCUGCACCAUUUAGUUUUCCCUGCCCUACAGUACGCACACUUGGCCAGGAAUGUAACCGUCCUUGAACUACUUGGUCCGACGUGCUUCAAUGACAUGGUGAUUAUCCAGGCAAUGGAUGAUGGUGUGAUGCCAAGACUGGAACGACUUACAGUUUGGGGGGUAACUUUGAGUUGGUUGAAGUUUUUAAAGGGGAGGCCACUAAAUCAAAUUUGGGUACCUCUGGACGGAUUCCAAAUGGAAGGGGGUUAUUGUAAUGAUGAAAUAAGGAGGAUUUUGGAUGUUUUUUCAGAGACACUGCGAACCUUGAAAAUCUGCGGGGUGGAAUAUAAGGUUUGAUUGUUUGUAGUGACUUGUAUCUAUCUUAAGGCGGGACAUGCAUGGCUCUGUUAAAAGCAAAUAUUCGACUUACAAUGCGAUGGCGUGAAGUGAUCAUCUCCGAUUUUGAUGGGACUAAUUUUAAUUUGUUCACCGAAAAAAAUAAGCCGACCCGUAUUUUUGCGUUUUCGAUAAUGCGCGCAUUUAAGCGCGUGGUGGGAACAUGUGUGCUCAGAAUUACAUCCUCGAGUUUAAAAAAAUAUUUUUUUUCGAAAUUUGGAAAUUUAGAAAAUUUUCGAGUUAUUCAAAAUUUUGAAAUUUUUCAAAAUUCAAAAGCUGCAUAAAAAUUUGAAUUUACAAAAAAAUUUUAAAACACAAUUUUAUAAAUUAGACAAAGUAAUUCUAAGCAUACAUGUUCUUGAUUUUUAGCCCGAACCUGGGCUUAUGUACCCGUUCUGUCUGUCUGUCUGUCCGUCUGUCUGUCUGAUCGAUUUGGAUGAAAUUUGGCAGAAAUGUGCAUCUAUGGAGUGUGACGUGCUGUAUAGUUUUUGGGGUUGAUUGGAUAAGUGGUUGACCGGUGGGGGUCGAAAAUAUUUUCACCGAUUAACCUAGA